GGUGCCAGAAUAGCUCCUCAAAGCCCUUCUUCUAGGGCUAGGGCUUGGGAGAUCGCGAGCGAUGGCGGAGGGCAGCAUUGCCAAGCGCUCGCGCGCCGAUCGCGUCCCGCUCAAGGCGCUCGCGCGCGUCGCGUCCGUGGCCGCGGGCGUGCAAUUCGGCUGGGCGCUGCAGCUAUCGCUGCUCACGCCCUACGUCCAGGAGCUCGGGAUUCCUCACACUUUCGCGAGCUACAUUUGGCUGUGUGGGCCGAUCUCGGGGAUGUUCGUCCAGCCCAUCGUGGGAUUCUACAGCGAUCACUGGGAGGGGAAGUGGGGGAGGCGGCGGCCAUUCAUUGUCCUAGGCGCGAUUUUGGUGGUUAUCUCGGUCUUGAUCAUCGGCUUCGCGGCCGAUCUGGGUUACAUUCUUGGCGAUACUCCCACCAGGAGGCCCAGAGCCAUCGGGAUCUUUGUGGUCGGGUUUUGGUUCUUGGAUCUGGCUAACAACACUCUCCAGGGUCCCUGUAGAGCACUUCUAGCGGAUUUCACUGGGAGAGAUCAGCGAAGAAAUCGCCGGGCAAAUGCGUUCUUCUCGUUUUUCAUCUCGAUUGGAAACAUUCUCGGGUUUGCAGCGGGAUCUUAUAACAAUUGGCCAAAGAUCUUUCCUUUCACAGAGACCAGAGGUUGCAACCGACCAUGCGCCAACUUAAAGUCGGCUUUUAUGAUCGACUUGAUCCUGCUCAUCGUGACGACCCUCUUGAGCAUUACAGCGGCCCAAGAAAUCCCGUGGUCACCACUGACGAAGGCCCAGAAGCACGGUGUGAGUACUCCCACCACCCCGCUGAUUCCCGACAAGCCAGAUCCACAGUACGCCGAUGAUCCAGAGAACGUAAACGACGACGAUGAAGACGAGGAAGAAGAAUCCGAGGCCUUCUUCUGGGAGCUUGUGGGAACUUUGCGAGAUCUUCCGCGACCAAUGUGGUGCAUCCUCUUGGUGACGGCGUUAACUUGGCUCGCGUGGUUUCCAUUCACGCUCUUCGACACGGACUGGUUUGGAAGAGAGGUGUUUAAAGGCGAGCCCGGCUCCGCGACCGCGCAGAUUUACGACAGGGGUGUCCGAAUGGGAUCGUUCGGGCUGAUGCUCAACUCGGUGGUACUCGGGAUCACGUCCAUUGUAAUGGAACCACUUUGCCGGAUGCUCAAGCCGAGCUUCGUGUGGGGUAUCGGGAACUUUAUCAUGGCCGCGAGCUUUGCUGCGAUGAUAGCGAUUACUUACGCGAUGAAGAACACCGAUCGAGUAAUCCCGCCGACAGGAACAACCAUCGGUGCCCUCGUCGUCUUCGCGGCUCUGGGAGCUCCUCUUGCGGUGACUUACAGCAUUCCUUUUGCGCUGGCAUCGCAUUCCACGAACAACAGCGGAGGUGGCCAAGGCCUGGCAAUGGGAGUGCUGAAUCUGGCCGUCGUAGUUCCGCAGAUCAUUAUCUCGCUCGGUAGCGGUCCUUGGGAUGCGCUAUUCGGCGGUGGAAACGUUCCAUCCUUCGCGUUGGCGCUGGGAGCUUCUUUCAUUGGCGGAGUUCUCGCGUUUUUAAUCCUUCCAAGGCCGGCGCCAGAGUUUCGUUCCAGGAGUAUUCGCCGUACGAGAAGCUCUCCCAUACCAUAGGAGAAAGCGAUCACUCUUUCUCUAUAUUAUUCCUAUUGUUCUUUCCCUCUCCUAUUGUUCUUUCUCUAUUGUAUCAAUCAUAAUAAGCAUUUUAAAAUUUCUCUA
Molecule: messenger RNA, 1741 nt
Organism: Selaginella moellendorffii
Lineage: Eukaryota; Viridiplantae; Streptophyta; Lycopodiopsida; Selaginellales; Selaginellaceae
Product: sucrose transport protein SUT2
Exons: 5
Coding region: 62-1636 (524 amino acids)
Biological process (GO): transmembrane transport
Cellular component (GO): vacuole; plasma membrane
Molecular function (GO): sucrose:proton symporter activity
Source: RefSeq, a predicted model, not a curated record